Oncorhynchus tshawytscha (Chinook salmon) is the source of this 1918-nucleotide messenger RNA. Its product is annotated as golgin subfamily A member 6-like protein 22. The transcript is spliced from 8 exons. Lineage: Eukaryota; Metazoa; Chordata; Actinopteri; Salmoniformes; Salmonidae. The record is from RefSeq and is a predicted model, not a curated record. The coding region runs from base 1066 to 1728 and encodes 220 amino acids.
AGGAGCUCCACACUCAGCUUGCUGAGGUCAAAGGGCGUCUUGUGCAGGUGGAGGGAGAAAAUGAGGCGCUCAUGGGAUAUAAGCGGGAGCAGGGAGCCGAGGUCAGACUGGGUGCCUGUCGUGGUUCACAGUGACUGGAGUCCACCGCUAAUACAAUACACACACUCCAGUGGAAACACUUUCAUAACCCAAAGUCCAUCAUCAGCAACAAUACACGCUGAUUCACACCCGGAUUCAUAUUGUCCGCCGUAACAAAAAUCUCUCCACAGAUUUGGUGACCUCCAUAAACUAUGUCCAUCUCUGUUGACAAUGGAGACCUUGAUGCUCACAUUCACAUUACUGUAUACUCUGGAGUCUCUGCCUGUUAUGUCUCUGUAAGAUGUUGUUUUUUACCAUUGAGAGUCUGCUCAUAUCCAUGCCUACAUAAUGUGAGUGUGCACAUGUGUGUGUGUGUGUGUGUGUACAUGCGAUUGUGUCUUUCCAUGGUCUCUUCCUCUCAGAGACCCACUCCUUCUCCAUUAACCUGGGCAGACAGACAGACAGAGAUUCCCACUCAGGGAACUGUGCUCUCCCCUGGGACUUGGGGACUAUGGAUGAGUUAAACAUAGACAUGGCUCAGGGGCUUGGUGGAUAUGGGCUCUGUUAGUGCUGGGAAUGAGGAUGUAUAAUGAGAGGGAAAUGAGAGCCACUCUUACCUGAUUGCCAUGGAUUUCCCUCCAGUAUUAGUGAGGGGUCACAAUGAGACGGGCCAGCCUACUGUCCCACUGGGAGAAGAUGGAGCUGUGACCUAAUGUUGCAAUAACCUUACAGUGAUGUGUGUGUGUGUGUGUGUGUGUGUGUGUGUGCGGACCCUGCAGGUGGAAAGACUGGCAGUGGUGGUGUGUUCUCUGCAGAGCUCUGCCAGGGUCAGAGAGGACACAGAGUGUGCCCAGGCCGAGCAGAGGUGUGUGGACCUGGAGGGGGAGCUGACAGAGACCCCUCCCCAGAGACCAAGGGAAGCCUGGAGGAGGGCUGAGGAGCAGACCCAGAAGUUCCAAGCCACGGUGUCCAGUCUGAAGAGCCAGCAUGGCUGUGUUAAUCAGCAGCUGCAGGACAGGAGUGCUGAGGUGCAGAGGCUCCAGAGGUCAUUGGCUGAGCUACAUCGAACGGGAAAUGGAGUGGGAGAGAGAGACAUCUGCCCUGCAGGGCCAGCCGGGCCUUGCCAGAGAGGAGCUCCACAGCGCCAUCCUCAGGAGGCAGGCACAGCAGCAGAAGGAAGAGCUGUUUGGUGAGCUGCAGAGGGAGGUGGACAGACUGAAGAAUGGGAGACAGGAGAUGCGAAAAAAGCUUUGUGGUAGAGAAGAGGAGCUGAAGAGGCUGAGAGACGAGCAGCAUCAGCUCAAGGACAAGGUGAGGGAGAGCGAUGUGCAGGCUGUGUGGCUGCAGAGCCAGGCUGACGUGGUGGGUUGGGAGCUGUGGGAGGAGAGUGCCCAGCAGGACAGGGAGCUGUGGGAGGAGAGUGCCCAGCGGGACAGGGAGCUGUGGGAGGAGAGUGCCCAGCAGGACAGGGAGCUGUGGGAGGAGGGUGCCCAGCAGGACAGGGAGCUGUGGGAGGAGGGUGCCCAGCGGGACAGGGAGCUGUGGGAGAAGGGUGCCCAGUGGGACAGCGAGCUGUGGGAGUGGAGGGGCCGCUACCAUGCUGUCUCAGAGGGACUGAGGCUGAGGGAGGCUGGGCUUGAGGAGGUGUAGAGGGCCAGGGACACGGCCAUCAGAAGCCUGAGACUACAGGAGGAGAAGACCCACAGUCUGGGGGCCCAGAGGCAGGAGCUGCAGCACAGCCUGGAGGGCCUACAGGACAGCUUGCCCAGAAGGAGGAGAUGGUCGUGGCUCUCAGUGUCCCGCAGCUUGCCCAGAAGGAGGAGAUGGUCGUGGCUCUCAG